Molecule: messenger RNA, 566 nt
Organism: Drosophila sechellia
Lineage: Eukaryota; Metazoa; Arthropoda; Insecta; Diptera; Drosophilidae
Gene: Obp83g
Product: Odorant-binding protein 83g
Exons: 2
Coding region: 56-493 (145 amino acids)
Biological process (GO): sensory perception of smell
Molecular function (GO): odorant binding
Source: RefSeq, a predicted model, not a curated record
ACUUAGUCGCUAACCCGUCGGCACAUUCGCACUUGAGCCCUCGUCCGAGCCAGAAAUGCAGUCCCAAUCCCUCCUGCUGAUCUCAGCCGUUGCCACGUUGCUGGUGGCCCAGACUACGGCCAAGUUUCAGCUGAAGGACCACGCCGACGCCGAGAAGGCUUUCGAGGAGUGCCGUGAGGACUUCUACGUGCCGGACGACAUCUACGAGAAGUACCUGAACUUCGAGUUUCCCGCCCACCGGCGCACCAGCUGCUUCGUCAAGUGCUUCCUGGAGAAGCUCGAGCUAUUCUCGGAGAAGAAGGGAUUUAACGAGCGCGACAUGAUCGCCCAGUUCACCUCCAAGAGCAGCAAAGACCUGUCCACGGUCCAGCACGGCCUGGAGAAGUGCAUCGACCACAACGAGGCCGAGUCGGAUGUCUGCACCUGGGCCAACCGCGUCUUCUCCUGCUGGCUGCCCAUCAACCGCCACGUGGUGCGCAAGGUCUUCGCCUGAUCUGAAUGUGAUAUAAUACACUGUACGUCUUAAAGGAUAAUGUAGAAAUAAACAUUUGUAGUUUUCAGAUAUA